GGGGCGCAGCUGCGUGAGGCGGGUCGUGCUGUCGCCCUUCCCCCAAGUUUGUGCUUGGAAGGGCCGCGGGGAGCCCUGGAGCUUUCCGCACCGCAUCGCACUGCACCGGGAGCGGGAGUGCUUGCUCUCCUGCCCAGGAACCUGGUGAGCCGGCUUGGGCCAGCAGAUCUCCCUCUCCGCAGCAGCCCGGUAGGCGCGGAUGUGACAGGCCCCCCGAGCCUCACCCAGUUGUCCAGAGGCCAGCCUUCGCCGCAGCGGGCACCAUGCUGUCCCCUCAGCGGGCUUUGCUGUGCAACCUCAACCACAUCCACCUCCAGCACGUCUCCCUGGGCCUGCACCUGUCCCGCCGGCCGGAGCUCCGGGAAGGAGCCCCCCUGAGCACCUCCCCGCCUCCAGGGGACACCGGGGGCAAGGAGAGCCGAGGCCCGUGCGGCGGGGCCCUGGUGGACGCCAAUUCCAACAGCCCCGCCGUGCCCUGCCGAUGCUGCCGGGACCACGGGCCGGCUCUGGAGAACCGGCCCCAGCAGGAGGAGGAGGAGGACGAGGGAGAAGAGGAAGAGGACGAGGGGCCGGCUUCCCCCUCCGACCCGGGCUGCUCCUCCUCUCUCAGCUCCUGCUCGGACCUCAGCCCCGACGAGUCCCCCGUGUCCGUCUACUCGAGGGACCACCUCCUCCGGGCACAGCCUGCCCAGCCCGGCGAGCGUUCGGGCUCUCGGCCGGCUCCUGCUGAGGGUCCCGGGGCCUGCUCCCCGGAUAGCUUCUGCUGCUCCCCGGAUUCCUGCUCCGGAGCAUCGACGCCGCCUGGGCCCGGCCUGGACUCCAACUGCAACGCUCUCCCCACCUGCCGUCAGGAUGUCUCUUCCCCGGGGGUGGAAGAAGAGGAGGACGGGAGCGAGCCCCCGGAGGAGGCCGAGGACGGGAGAGGGGACCCCGGCAGGGCCGAACCCAGCUGGAACAUCAACCCCAUCUGGAGAAGCGACGCCCAGAAGAGCAUCGAAGCGGAUUGGCGCACCCAGGAGAACAAUAACUCGGCCUGGACCGGCCGCCGGGGCGUGACUUCCAGCACCGGGCCGACCGAAGCCGGCCAAGGCGGCCGGGCAGACGCGGCCUCGGACCCCAAAUCGGGGUGCAAGAGCGACGUCCGCUCGGAGCCGGGCCCCCAGAGGACCAUCACGUCCUUCCACGAGCUGGCCCAGAAGCGCAAGCGGGGUUCGGGGCUGCCUGUCGUGCCGCAGGCCAAGAAGGACCGCAGCGACUGGCUCAUCGUCUUCUCGCCCGACUCGGAGCUGCCCCCCGUCGCCAGCGCCGGCUCUCUGGGCGGACCCCGAGAAGUCACCACCUUCAAGGAGCUCCGCACGCGCAGCCGCGCCCCGCAGCCGCCGCCGCCGCCGCCGCUGCCGCCCCGGGAGCCCCCCGCGGGCUGGGCCCUCGUCCCGCCCCGGCCGCCGCCGCCUCCCGUGCCGCCCCGGAGGAAGAAGAACCGAGCCGGGCUGCAGCCCAUCGCCGAGGCCGAGGCGCCGCCUCCCGAUCACGGCCGGCCCGGGAGCCCUGCGCCCGCGAAGGAAGCCAGCGACGCCGCCGGCGCCCGGGAGCCCUGCGAGCCCGGCGCACAGGCCCGCCUGCAGGUCCGCAGUUCCUGGUCGUUUGCCGGCGUCCCCGGGGCCCAGCGGCUGUGGAUGGCAGAAGCCCGGAAAGGGACAGGCCAGCUGCAGGAGCAGAAGAAAGGUCUUCUGAUUGCCGUCAGCUCUUCCGUGGAUAAAAUCAUCUCUCACUUUGGGGCCGCCAGGAACUUGGUUCAGAAGGCGCAGUUGGGGGACAGCAGGCUGAGCCCCGACGUCGGCCACCUGGUGCUCACCACCCUGUGCCCGGCCCUGCAUGCCCUAGUUGCUGACGGGCUCAAGCCUUUCCGCAAAGACCUCAUCACCGGACAGCGCCGGAGCAGCCCCUGGAGCGUGGUGGAGGCUUCAGUGAAGCCAGGCAGCGGCCCCCAGGCCCUGGGAACCUUGUACAGCCAGGUCAGCCGCCUGGGCCCCCUAAGCAGCAGCCGCAGUCGCUUCCACGCCUUCAUCUUGGGCCUGCUCAACACGAAGCAGUUGGAACUGUGGUUUUCCAGCCUCCAGGAAGAUGCAGGCUUGCUGUCCCUCCUCUACCUACCUACCAGUUUCUUCUCUCUGGCACGGGCCAGCUGCCCUGCCUUGUUCACGGAGCUAUUGCUCCUGCUGCAGCCCCUCUCUGUGCUCACCUUCCAUCUGGACCUGCUCUUCGAACACCACCACCACCUCCCACUGGGCCCACCACAGGCCCCCACCUCGCCUGGCUCCCCCCCUGCCCUACAGCAGACCAUGCAAGCCAUGCUGCACUGGGGGGGUCGGCUGGCUCAGAGCCUCCGGGGUGCCUCGGGGGAGACCCCACCUGGCCCUUCGGCACCCUCAGGGUCACCUGCACCUGGCAGCUGGUGGGAGCAGCUGACCCAGGCCUCCAGGGUCUAUGCCUCUGGGGGCACUGAGGGCUUCCGGCUUCCCCGAUGGGGGUGCAGGCAACCUCGGCCAGCAGCUGAGGGUGCCCAAGAGAGGUCCCAGCCCACAGAGGAGGCAACCUUGGGCAAAGGUCUCUGGCUGGGGAGACUCUUUGGAGUGCCAGGGGGACUCGCAGAAGCUGAGAGUGGAUCCCUAAAGUCCAGGAGACCCUCCAGCUGGUUGUCUCCGACAGUGAACGUGCUGGCUCUGGUGAAGCGGGGGAUACCUCCUGAGACUCCCAGCCUUCCUGAGGAGUUUGAGACCCCCUCCCCUGGCACAGCGCAGAUGCACAGUGCGGGGCUCACGCACAGAGCAGUCCGGGCACUCUGUGACCACACCGCGGCAGGACCCAACCAGCUGAGCUUCCGGCGUGGGGAAGUGCUUCAGAUCAUCGGCACCGUGGAUGAGGACUGGCUCCACUGUGGGCACAACGGUGUGGAGGGGCUGGUGCCUGUGGGGUACACCUCCCUGGUUCUCUAGGACAAGGAAUUCUUCCUAUCUUGCCUAGUUUCUCCUUCCUGUUGCUUGGGAACAAAUAGCCCCCAAGCACUCACUGUGUAAACAGAUCAUCCCAGAAGCCACACCUCUGCCAAAGGACAUUCUCCCGUGUUCAUCUCUGCUAAUCAUGUAAAAGAAACUUUGUCAUUGCUCACGUGUCCACGGGCAAGGUGAAUCUGCUCUUCUUUCAAACAUAGAAAAAGGAAUUCCCUCUAUGCAGUUGCUUUCCUCUUUCCCAUCUAUUGUAGAAGGGAAUGUCUCCUUUGCAAAAUGGGAGUGUAGCACACUUCCGCCCUCCUCACCAAGGUGAGUGGGCUCUGCCAGUACAGUAUAACUCUGUUUCCAGCACUACAAAGGCCUCUAUUCUCCUGUAAGGAAUUUUCCCACCACCCUAUCCCAUAUUGCCUGUAUGUAUCAUGUAUGAGGUACUCACUGGUGCUGAGGUCUGGACACCCCUGGAGGGUGGGCCUAUGGUGUUGGUCUGCCUCCUUCCUUUUGUCUCAAUAAAGUGUGGGAGUUGA
This is a messenger RNA of Suncus etruscus (white-toothed pygmy shrew), 3535 nucleotides long. RefSeq names its product RUN and SH3 domain containing 1 (gene RUSC1). Gene Ontology annotation, cellular component: cytoplasmic vesicle. The transcript has 10 exons. Gene Ontology annotation, molecular function: protein binding. The record is from RefSeq and is a predicted model, not a curated record. NCBI's taxonomy places the organism in Eukaryota, Metazoa, Chordata, Mammalia, Eulipotyphla, Soricidae. Bases 264 to 2996 code for a protein of 910 amino acids.